GCAGGUAGUUUACAUGUUAACGUCAGAGAAGACCUUUGAACAAGAAGCCCCCCCCCUCUGCAUUUUGACCCAAAACAAAAAGCUAAACCGCAGGGAGACGAAUCGUGUCUUAAGACAACAUCAAGGGUGGGGUAUUUACCUGGGAAAGCUAGUGUUUGACGAAUUAUGGAUGAAUGCCGGUGAUUCUCGGAGAAAUCCUCUGUCAAAUUGUCCACCCUGAAUACCCCAUGCAGAUGCUCCUGUUGUCUGUCAAACACAAGCAGAAACAUUACUUUCCAAAAAUGGAAAGUUAUCUUGGUCCCGCUCCCCACGUGAAAAAUAGGACAUCUUCAGAGGAUGAGGAGUGUUUUGAAAUGUGUGCUCUUUGUUCCCAUCACACUCUGUGCGAUCUACUUAAUACCUCCAUCUGUAAAACUUUUAACAGGCUUCAUGCCUAUGGAGAAAUGCCAUUUGGAAAGUGCAAAGAUGUUAAAUCUGGACAGCAGUGUGGACGCCAGCCUCAACCUCCAGUCCAGACCUGACGUGCUAACCUGUACAUAUUGGAAAGCUGCCAUCAUCUGGGAAGGGAUGUUUGACCCCCGCCUCUAUGACGAGAUGCACAAGAUGAAAGGAUCCUCUGUGGCUCUAACAGUCUUUGCUGUGGGCAGAUACCUUGAUGCUUACCUACACACAUUCCUGAACUCAUCCGAGCAACACUUUAUGGUGGGUUUGCCCGUGACCUACUACGUGUUUACGGACAUGCCAGAGAAGGUGCCUAACAUCAAGUUGUCUCCUCUGAGAAGCAUGAAGGUGAUCAAAGUGGAGAAGAACUCCAGGUGGCAGGACGUCUCUAUGAUGCGAAUGAAGACCAUAUCAGAUGUGAUAGAGUCUGAUAUUCGCCACCACUGCACGCACGUCUUCUGCUUUGAUGUGGAUCAGGUAUUUACUGGGAGAUUUGGAUCAGAGGCUCUUGGGGAUUCAGUGGCUCUGCUCCACGCCCACUACUACCGCCUUCCAAAGCAUUUGUACACCUACGACCGCAACCCAAACUCGAAGGCGUACAUGGAAACUGGGGAUUUUUACUACCACGCUGCCAUCUUCGGAGGCUCGUGGAAGAAUGUGAAAGCGUUGACCGAGGCCUGCUAUCAGGGCAUCAUGGAAGACAAACGGAACAAUGUGGAGGCUCUGUGGCACGAUGAGAGCCAUCUGAACAAGUACAUGCUGCUCCACAAACCCAGCAAGGUUCUCUCUCCAGAGUACUGCUGGGAUACCAGCAUCGGUUUCAGGAGGGACAUACAAGUCACCCGAUUACUGUGGGCACCAAAAUAUUAUGACACACUUCGCACACCUUAAAAACUUGACAAAUGCUAACAAAUGUAAUGUCUCAGGUUCUCGUGCUCCCUGGCUCCAUUUUGUUCUCUCAGGAAUUAAUUUGCAGAUCUGCAAGUAUUUUCAUAAUGGAGGGACAACUUCUUAUAUAAAUACACUCUUGUCUUUUAUCCGGAUAUCAAAUGUUUUUGUUGCAUUUUUUUUCAGAUGUAUAUAAGUCAACUUUUUACAUGUUUGAUCAAACUGUCUGCACUUGUUGAUCCAUCUUAUUUAUUUGUAUGUCACUUUGCCAAAUGUAUCUCUGUUUUUAACUGAUACUUAUUGACACUCAAAUUUUGUCGCAGUUUUUAUAAAUCUCAAUAAAGUUAAAAGUUAAAGCC
Molecule: messenger RNA, 1688 nt
Organism: Trematomus bernacchii (emerald rockcod)
Lineage: Eukaryota; Metazoa; Chordata; Actinopteri; Perciformes; Nototheniidae
Product: N-acetyllactosaminide alpha-1,3-galactosyltransferase-like
Exons: 6
Coding region: 337-1332 (331 amino acids)
Biological process (GO): carbohydrate metabolic process
Cellular component (GO): Golgi apparatus; membrane; vesicle
Molecular function (GO): hexosyltransferase activity
Source: RefSeq, a predicted model, not a curated record